Messenger RNA from Dreissena polymorpha, 589 nucleotides. Its product is annotated as slit homolog 3 protein-like. Gene Ontology annotation, cellular component: plasma membrane. The transcript has 7 exons. NCBI's taxonomy places the organism in Eukaryota, Metazoa, Mollusca, Bivalvia, Myida, Dreissenidae. The record is from RefSeq and is a predicted model, not a curated record. Gene Ontology annotation, molecular function: protein binding. The coding region runs from base 1 to 576 and encodes 191 amino acids.
AUGGGCGAAAAGCAGAUUGAGGUUUGGGACCUGGGUUUCAACCGCUUACGCAACAAUUCUCUGGCGUCGUUCAAGGGCUUGACUCAACUACGCACACUGGAUUUAUACAACAACACAUUCGAAUCAAUAGCCGAUGGCGGAUUUGAAGGAGUGCCGAACCUGAGUUCACUGAAUUUUGGCAACAACCUAAUCGAAUCCAUACACGCCGGUGCAUUUAAUGGAUUGCCAAACUUAGGAGACCUGUUGCUGAAUUCCAACGAGCUACGAAACAUUUCUCGGGCGGCGUUCAGUGGAUUGACUCAACUACGCUUACUGGAUUUAUCCAAGAACAGUAUCGAAUCCAUACACGACGGUGCAUUUGAAGGAAUGCCCAACCUAGGGACACUUGAUCUAGCUAGUAACCCGCUCAUCUGCGACUGCCACCUGCAAUGGCUUAAGAAAACAGUACAAAGCGGCCAGCCCCAGCCCAAAGUAAUCGGCGUGUGCAGUCAACCCGCGCACAUGAAGGGACGUGAUUUAGCGAACGUCACCCAAGCGGAUUUAACCUGCAGGACGCAGACUGGUGCAGCGUUUUAACAUACGAUUCACA